AUGCCAUCACAUUUUGAUACUUUACAAUUACACGCUGGUCAGCCAGUUGAUGGACCACAUAACGCUAGAGCUCCACCAAUUUAUGCCACCAGUUCAUAUGUUUUCAAUGAUUCAAAACAUGGUGCUCAAUUAUUUGGUUUAGAAGUUCCAGGUUACAUCUAUUCAAGAUUGAUGAACCCAACCACUGAUAUCUUUGAAAAAAGAAUUGCAGCUUUAGAAAAUGGUGCUGCUGGUUUAGCUGUUUCUUCAGGUCAAGCUGCUCAAUUUGUUGCAUUGACCGGGCUAGCUCAUUCAGGUGAUAAUAUUGUUUCAACUUCAUUCUUGUACGGUGGUACUUAUAAUCAAUUUAAAGUCGCAUUCAAAAGAUUUGGUAUCGAAGCAAGAUUCGUUAAUGGUGAUGAUGCAGAAGAUUUCGAGAAAUUGUUUGAUGAAAAGACAAAAGCUCUAUAUUUGGAAUCAAUUGGUAAUCCAAAAUAUAAUGUUCCAGAUUUUGAAAAAAUUACUGCAAUUGCUCAUAAGCAUGGUAUUCCAGUUGUUGUUGAUAACACUUUUGGUGCUGGUGGUUAUUUCGUCAAACCAAUUGACCAUGGUGCGGACAUUGUCGUUCACUCAGCUACAAAAUGGAUUGGUGGUCACGGUACCACCAUUGCAGGUGCUAUUGUUGAUUCUGGUAAAUUCCCUUGGAAGGAUUAUCCAGAAAAAUUCCCACAAUUCUCACAGCCUUCAGAAGGUUAUCAUGGCUUAGUCUUGAAUGAAGCUUUUGGUAACUUAGCAUUCAUUGGUCAUGCUAGAACUGAAAUUUUGAGAGAUUUAGGUCCAUCUAUAAAUCCAUUUGCUUCAUUCUUGUUAUUACAAGGUUUAGAAACUUUAUCAUUGAGAGUGGAAAGACAAGCUGAAAACACUUUGAAAUUAGCACAAUAUUUGGUUGAAUCUCCAUAUGUUUCAUGGGUUUCUUAUCCAGGUUUAAAAGACCAUCCAUAUCAUGAAAAUGCAAAGAAAUAUCUACAGAAUGGGUUUGGUGCUGUCUUAUCCUUCGGUGUUAAACCAUUAAAAGAAACACCAGAAGAUGUUUUCAAGGCUUCAGGUCCACAAGUUGUUGAUAAUUUGAAGAUUGCAUCCAACUUGGCUAAUGUUGGUGAUUCUAAGACUUUAGUUAUUGCUCCAUAUUACACAACUCAUCAACAAUUAAGCCACGAAGAAAAAUUAGCAUCUGGUGUUUCUGAAGAUUUGAUCAGAGUCAGUGUUGGUACUGAAUUUAUUGAUGAUAUUAUUGGAGAUUUUGAACAAGCUUUCAAGACAGUUUUCAAAGAUAAUUAG
Molecule: messenger RNA, 1317 nt
Organism: Hansenula anomala
Lineage: Eukaryota; Fungi; Ascomycota; Saccharomycetes; Phaffomycetales; Wickerhamomycetaceae
Gene: MET17
Product: bifunctional cysteine synthase/O-acetylhomoserine aminocarboxypropyltransferase MET17
Exons: 1
Coding region: 1-1317 (438 amino acids)
Biological process (GO): transsulfuration
Molecular function (GO): transferase activity, transferring alkyl or aryl (other than methyl) groups; pyridoxal phosphate binding
Source: RefSeq, a predicted model, not a curated record